Somion occarium is the source of this 1786-nucleotide messenger RNA. Lineage: Eukaryota; Fungi; Basidiomycota; Agaricomycetes; Polyporales; Cerrenaceae. The record is from the annotation of a GenBank genome assembly.
ACAUGGAGGUUCGUUGAUAGCCCGAAGAAGCUUUAGAAAUUAACUGACCAUUUUCCCGUGCUGUAGACAUGAGCUACUUUUCUGCCAAUAUGCGGCGAUGCGGUGGGCGAUUAAGCGAGAUUCAAACGAGUUCAGAUUCAGUGGCACAAUGGCUUUUCAGGCUGCUCCCAUCAAUUCACCUGGCCGAAAGGCUUACCUCGCGCAUAGGCAAGCCUGCAGCAGCAAGCGUAUAGCUCAGCCUUUCCGCCUGAUGCAGUGAAUUAUGACUCGAGAACAAUGGAUAAACGCGAAGUUCCUUCCUGUCCCGCGGCGUCUUUCGACACGGUAGCAUUCAACGUGCUGUCGACGGAAGGGCGGAAUUUGAUUUCAUCGCCAUGAACUUUUUGGCUGCGCAGGAUAUAUAAGACUUUGGUAUCCCCCCUCAUAACUCAUUCGAAAGCAUCUCUGUUCUCUGACCAUUCGUCACUGCUCUUAACUUACCACUCUCGCGCUUUAUUCCCUUUUCUUCGCUUCGACCUUUCCAUCUCUCGUCCGGUUAUCGGACGUGGCGUAACUCUGGCCGACAGCUUUUCUGACCCCUCGAUCGCUCAGAACACCCUUAUGCAGACCACCAACGAUUCUCGUCGUGUUGACCGCCAGAAACGUUGGGGUGUGAUUAUCGGUGAUCAUGAGACACCCUUGACCAGCCUGGAUUUAGGUCUGUAUUCAGUGGAUGUCGACGAGGAAGUCAGAGCAUUCUUCUCUUCCGAUGUCGAGAGUGGACCACGCCCUACUCCUGCCCAAGGGCAGGUUGUCGAGCCCAGUGCUCCACUAGCUCGUAAGAGCCUGACAAGGAAGCCUUUACCACCUUUGCCAGUUGAGGAGUGUUUGAACACCUCUCUUUUGCCAACGACCACAGCGGUUUCCCAAGUACAUUCGCCGCAUGCUAUUCUUCGCACGCCUCGUCACUCAUCGGAGGGCGACACUGUUCAACGCGUCGGUAGCCCAGACACGCUGUUGUGUACUCCAGAAUCCGAGACCCUCACCCUCGUGGAUGAUGAGGCGCAAUGGCUCAUGAUCGAUGCUGAUUUCAAAUCGGACACCAAUGGUCGCACUGAUGAUAUUAUUGAAAUGAGAAAGAGUAUUGCUCGAUGGGAAGCUUGUUGUGUGAUGAGAGAGAUCGGACGCACGCGAAACCUCGAUUGCCCUCGAGAUGGAUGCCACCACGUGCUCGCUGAUUAUCGUUCGCUCACGGCGCAUCUUGUGAUGCACGACAUGGACGAAGAUGACGGCUAUCACAAGGAACGCGUUAUCUUCAAGUGCUUGACAAGCGGUUGCAACCGUGUUUUUCUUCACAAGGACGAAAUGCUUGAGCACAAGGAACAUUGUGGCUGGGCGGUACGAUCGGUUGCACACAAACCCACAUCCCACAUAUUUGUAUCUGGCGUGAAGCGUAGUUUCUCUCAAUUCAAGCAAUCCCUCCUGUCUCGCAAGAAGUGACAUCGAAGAAAAAUAUUCAAUGACAGAUAUCAAUCGGACUUAGUACACACUCAUUUUAUGAUAUUCCUCCUUCAAUUCCGUUUCACUCACAAUGUAGCAACUAGUCGUCCCAGCCUCUCCUUUUCCUCUCUUUCAUUUCGCUGCGUCCUGAUGUUCGUGCAUCUCGCCUUCGCCUUAUUCUUAUUCAAUACUUGACUUCUGUUGUAUAUACAACGACUGUGAUUCAUGAAAUGUACUGUAAUUUAUUCACUAGGGCCGCUAUCAAUAUGAUAAAGAUAACCUGUCAUUGGUAACAUUUUGCGCGGAA